AUGUCUCAAGAAAUGGACAAAAUCGAUGACGUGGUGACGUCUCCGACCAGCGAUCCCGGCUCCAAGAGCUCCCUUGACGAAGAUGCCAUGAAUCUCGCGGCCAUGGGCUACAGCCAGGACAUGAAACGCAAGUUCUCGUUGCUGUCGUUGCUCGGGGUAGGCUUCUCACUGACCAACUCGUGGUUCGGCAUGUCUGCCUCCCUGGUCACGGGCAUUCCGUCUGGCGGGCCGCUGUUGGUCAUGUACGGCAUCCCGUGGAUUGCGUUCAUUUCCAGUUGUGUGGCGAUAACACUCUCUGAGCUGGCGAGUUCUAUGCCCAAUGCGGGAGGCCAGUACUUCUGGGCAAACGAACUGGCAUCCCCCAGAUAUGCGAACUUCGCGUCCUACCUGACCGGUUGGUUCGCGUGGACAGGGAGUAUCUUCACCUCUGCUAGUGUUGCGCUCGGAUUGGCCGCUGCAGGCGUUGGAAUGUGGCAGCUUGGGCAUCCUGACUUCGUCAUCGAAGCCUGGCACAUCGUCGUCGCCUACCAAGUCAUCAACACCUGGUGCUUCCUCUUUAACUGCGUGGGCAGGUUACUCCCUAAGGUCGCAAUGACAACCCUCUAUCUGUCCCUCAUAUCCUUCACGGUAAUCCUCAUCACCGUCCCGUCCAAAGCGCCCACGCACCAGGAUGCCAAAUUCGUCUUUGCGACCUUCAUCAACAACACGGGCUGGAAAUCCGACGGCAUCGCCUUCAUCGUCGGCUUGAUUAACCCCAACUGGGUCUUCGCUUGUCUCGACUCCGCCACCCAUAUGGCAGAGGAGGUCGCUAGUCCCGAGCGAUCCAUCCCCAUCGCCAUCUGCGGCACCGUCGCUAUCGGCUUUACCACCGCCUGGUUCUACUGCAUGGCCAUGUUCUUCAGCUUGAGCAAUUUCGAAACUCUCAUCAGCACGCCAACCGGCGUGCCCAUUCUCGAGCUCUUCAACCAAGCCCUGGGCAGCAAGGCCGGUGCCAUCGCCUUGGAAUCCCUGGUUCUCUGCACCGGCUUUGGAUGCCAGAUUGCCUCCCACACGUGGCAGUCGCGGCUGUGCUGGUCCUUUGCGCGCGAUCGCGGCCUCCCGUUCCACAAGUACCUGUCAAAAAUCCACCCCAAGCUCGACGUGCCCAUCGCGGCGCAUGCGUUCAGCUGUUUCAUCGUCGGCGCAUUGGGGCUGCUCUAUCUCGGCUCCUCCACCGCCUUUAACAGCAUGGUGACUGCGUGCAUUGUCCUGCUGUACAUCUCGUACGCGAUCCCGAUUACUGCGUUGCUCAUCCGCGGGCGGAAUAACAUCAAGCGCGGUCCGUUCUGGCUGGGGAAAUUCGGCCUCUUUGCGAACAUUAUAGUUCUUUGUUGGACGGUGUUCACCGUUAUUAUGUAUUCGUUCCCCUCAGUUUAUCCCGUCGAGACGUCCAACAUGAACUACGUUUCCGCAGUCUAUUUUGUCGUCGUCGUCAUCAUCAUUGCCGACUGGUUUCUGCGUGGACGACGCGAGUACCGUGGCCAAGGAGAGCGCCACGGGGAGGCGGAAGAGAUCCUAAACAGGAAGGCAAACACUAUCCGAUACUUGCUCGACUCUUCAGUGGAAGGCACUGCAAUUGGUCACCAUGUGAAGUCCCAUUAA
Messenger RNA from Histoplasma mississippiense, 1641 nucleotides. RefSeq names its product choline transport protein. Gene Ontology annotation, molecular function: transmembrane transporter activity. The record is from RefSeq and is a predicted model, not a curated record. NCBI's taxonomy places the organism in Eukaryota, Fungi, Ascomycota, Eurotiomycetes, Onygenales, Ajellomycetaceae. The coding region runs from base 1 to 1641 and encodes 546 amino acids. Gene Ontology annotation, biological process: transmembrane transport. Gene Ontology annotation, cellular component: membrane. The transcript is spliced from 4 exons.